GUACCUUCCACUUUUCUAAUUUUGUUUCCUACUUAAUUUUCUUUCCUUCCGCCACUGCAACUCUUUUUCACCGAUCUAUUGCUUUAGUUGCUGCAAGGAGCUUAGAAUCCUCAGAUUAUUACUAUUUUCAUUCUUCGCUCCCUUCAUUAUCACUCUAAUUUAUCUCAAUCCGUUUGAAUUUCUUUCACCUCCAUUUCAGUUCAUGAGAUUUUGUUCUCUUUGGGUUUCCAUUAAUUCGACCAUAGUUGCAACCUCAUCACAGUACUCAUGGAGUCAUGGUAAUAUCUUGCAAUCCGUGUUUCAUUUUCCCCAUUUCUGAUGUAGGAUAUUUCGAUAAUAUCCUCAUCCUAACAGGGAUCUGUGCAGAGAAUUCACCUGUCAAUGGCAAUAUUUCUUAUCACAAAAGUCGUGUAUUACUCUUAGCGGCUGAGGACAAACAUUACGCCAAGGUCACAAAAUGUAUUGCUCUACAUUUUCCCGUUUAUUUGUGUGGUUUUGUUCUUCGCUGUUAUAAUCUUGAUAGGUACUCAGUGGACAUUUCUGAAGCCAUUUUUGCAGGAGAGGGAAAAGAAGGUAUUGAUGAUUGUGAUUCCUCUAGGUUCUGGCUAACAUAGCAUCAGUUGUGGUUGGUGAAAUUGGCCCCUUUAUCAGAGAUUGGGUAACUUGGAAUCAAGUGUUCUUGAUCGUUGACAUAGGUUUUUGCUAUGAGAUUUUCUUCCCCAUCGUUUGGUCGAUUAGGUAAUUGAAAGAGACCUCAAAGACACGGCAAAGCAACCAAGAACUUGGCCAACAUGACCCUUUUCAGGGAAUUCUACACUGUUAUGAUUGGGUACCCGAUUGGGUACCUUACUUUGCAAGGUUUUUAGUGUUUGCUUUACUUACCAAUUACUACUUAUAAGUACCAGUGAGUCGCAAAUGCUACCACUACUUUGUUAAAUCAUCUACAUGUAGUUUCUAAUGUUACAUUUUAAUCUUCUUGGUGUUACCCUCUUCGCUCAUUUAUGCUAGCACUGGUCAUUUUAAUUUUCUUGGUGAUACUUUAGUUUGUCAAAAUGAGUGGAGAGAGUAUAUGUAUUAUUUCUCGUGCUGCACCAUGUACAAGUAUGAUUUCUACAGCUGUAAUAUGAAUUUAGCUUCAACAAUCAUCUGUUUUCUUGCUGCCACAUGUUCGGUGCAAGUUAAUGAUGUUUUUUGGGUUUUAGAUUAUGGUAAGUUACUAAGUUUGACAUCCUAUGAACAAUUUGAAAUCACUUGAUGUGAGAUUUGAUAAUGAAUAAUAUUUGACAUUUCUUU
Molecule: messenger RNA, 1293 nt
Organism: Cuscuta europaea
Lineage: Eukaryota; Viridiplantae; Streptophyta; Magnoliopsida; Solanales; Convolvulaceae
Source: the annotation of a GenBank genome assembly